UGAACAGAGGAGUGUUUGACCGUCUUCAGACUUUAACCGGCUGUUUUACUUCUUGUCUUUGUUUCACGAUGUGACUUCUCCUCCUGAGAACAAGAGAAGUUUAUAGAAGGUCCUCCAGGUGUUAUGGACAGCUAUGAGGUCAUCCGUCAGAUCGGAGAGGGGGCGUUCGGUAAAGCCUUUCUGGUCCGCCACAGAGGGGCGGGUGGAGACAGGCAGUGUGUGGUCAAACAGAUCGACCUCAGAAAGAUGUCAGCGAGGGAAAAGGAGGCGUCCAAGAAAGAAGCGACGCUGCUGUCGAAGAUGAAACACCCCAACAUCGUCGCCUUCAUCGACUCGUUUCAAGAGAGUGGCAGCCUGUACAUAGUGAUGGAGUUCUGUGAUGGAGGAGAUCUGAUGAAGAAAAUCAACCUGCAGAGAGGAGUCCCCUUCACUGAGGAGCAGGUCCUGGACUGGUUUGUUCAGAUCUGUCUGGGCCUCAAACACAUCCACAACAGGAAGAUCCUCCACAGGGACAUCAAAGCUCAGAAUAUCUUCCUCACCAACGGAGGGAUGAAAGCAAAGCUGGGGGACUUUGGCAUCGCAAGAAUGUUGAAUAACACCAUGGAGCUGGCCAGGACCUGUGUCGGGACGCCAUACUACCUCUCCCCAGAGAUCUGUGAGGGUCGACCCUACAACAACAAGACGGAUAUCUGGUCUCUUGGCUGCGUCCUGUAUGAACUCUGCACCCUGAGGCAUCCAUUUGAGGGCAGCAGUCUGCAGCAGCUGGUCAGUAAAAUCUGCAGGGGGCGCUGCAGUCCAGUACCCAGCCGCUACUCCUACGACCUUCGCCUGCUGGUCACCCAACUCUUCAAGGUCAACCCCCGGGACCGUCCCUCCGUCAGCUCUGUCCUCAGGCGUCCCGUCCUGCAGAAGCACAUCAGCAGACACCUGGACCCACAGGUGAUGCAGGAAGUGUUCAGCCACACGAUGCUGCAUCGAAACAAAGCAGUAGCAGCAGCGAACAGACCAGAGAAGGUGCAGACGAGCAGACCUGCAGAGAGAGCCGGGGCCGCCGUGAAGAGACCGGCUGCUAAACCAGACUGGAGAGUCCCGCUCAGAGCCUGCACCCCGCCCCUCCACACACCUCUUCAUCACAGAGCAGCAGACAGACAGGUGGCAGAGCAGCAGAGCCACAGGUUCGAUGGGCAGCAGCCAGUCAGCCAUUACCAGCACUACCACGCCCAGCUGGACGCCUUCAGGAGGAGGAACCAGGAGGAUGUCCUUCCUCCUCCUCCUCCUCCUCCUGCUCUUCAGGAGCAAUGUGAAGACCACCCUGUGGAACCGUACCAGCUUGUGGCUGCAGCUCGAGAUGAAUACCUGCAGAGGAGACGAGACGCCAACCAGAACAAGCUGAGGGCCGAGAGGCAGCUGGGCCUGCGUCCGUGUACAGCCGAGCACGACAGGAAGCCCGGCGGCCAGAAACAGGAAGUGAGACGACCUGAACACCAACAUGCACCUCAGCACUGGAGGCAGGACGGCCAGCAGGACUACCUGCGUCAGCUGGAGGUCAUCAGACAGCAGUAUCAUCAGGAGAUGAGGAAGAUGAGGCUGAGAGUUGAAGCAGAGGAUCAGCCACGACACAAACAACGGACCUUUGUGGUGGAGAAGCCCAGCGAGCCAGAACCUUCUGCAGACGGUGAAGAGCAGCAGAGAGCCACACCUGCACAGGGAACACUGACCGUGAGGACCCUCAGUGUCUCACAGUGUCUUCACCUGUCUGUCCUCCUGCUGCAGGACGUUCAGGCAGCUUUGAUGCACAUCAGAGAGCAGAGAAGACACAAAGACAAGAAAGGAAUCAUGUUUGAGAUCCGGUUUGACGACGAAGGGAUGAAAAAGGAUGCAGAGGAAGAGGAAGAGGAGAGAAGAGAGGAACAGGAGAGAAGAGAGGAAGAGGAGGACAAGGAGGAGGACGUGGACCCUCUGAACCAGACUCUGAGCUUCCAGGAGGGAGAAGAGUUGAAGCUCAGGGAUUGGUCGCAGUUGAGGAGGGGGUGGAGCCAGAGGACUCCUCAGACUCUGUUGGACGCACUCGCCAACAUGGACGUCAACUCCGUCUACAACAGCAUGGUGGAGGCUGAGGGUCGCAGGCAGUGGGUGGACGGCCCCCCCGACACCCUGCUGAAGGCUCUGGCUCAGGCUGAACUCACCUCAUCGAGUCUGGACUCAGCGGCUGCAGAGCCGGAGACGGACCGAGCAGAGGAGGAGGAGGAGGAGGAGGAGGAUGAAGAGCGUCUGGAGCCGAGGUCAGACGAUGACGACACGAACUUCGAGGAGUCGGAGGACGAGCUGAGGGAGGCGGUGGCAGACUCCAUGAAGAACCUGUUUGUCCCGGAGGACGGGAGCUCGGACGAGGAGAGCACCGAGGGGAGGGCGGCGCUGCGUGAUGGGACGGAGGACGGAGAGGACGGAGGCGCAGACUCUCAACAGAUCCAGCCGGAGGUCGAGGAGUGGGACGCCGCCGCCAGACCGACCGGGGUCGUUUCCUGUGAAGGCGACGGUCGGUCUGAGUGUUCAGGUGAUAACGCGGCUUUAAAUACGCAGCAUCAGACUUCCUGAGUGAACUUUGCUCAGAGUGAGCUGGACAGAAAGAGUCUCUGCUUGAUUAUUCAACUUUAACUGCAUCAAAUCUGCACCGAAAGUCUGAUGAAGCAGAAGCUGAAUGCUUCAGACGCUGCUGAGUCAGCAGACGAGCACUGAAGCAUUCAUGUUCUUCUGUUUCUUACUGUCAACGAAUCCUCAAACCAACACAAGUGUGUCCGUUACAGCACUUUGACUUCCUGUCUGCGGCUCUCGGCUCAUUGGUUCCUUCUAAAAACACUAACAUUUUUAAAAACACCUCCCAAAUAUUUAGUUUGAUGUUUAAAAGCUUCAGUAACACCAAACAGCUGCUCGCUGUAGUUUCCAUCAGACAAACAGGAGGACACACAGCAUCUGUUGGGACUACUUUCAGCAGCGGAUGAAUCCAUCUGGUGCUGUUUGGUGGCAUGUGUUCACGGUGAUGAAGGAACGUGUCAGCCAGACUUCAGCUUCAGUGAUGAUUUCUGAUCUCUUUCACUGGACAGGACGAGGCAACAGCGACGUCUGUGUUUGAACUCACGACAGUUAAUGUGUGACGGUUUAUUGUUUAAAGUUUCUCUGUGAAAUAAACUCAAACAUGGACGGAUUUCAAAAUAAAGCUUCUUUAAUAUUUCCAUGGCUGGACCUCAUGACAAACAGGAAUGCAGGAAGUGAAACAACAUCUGAACACAGACUCGUGGUU
Messenger RNA from Chelmon rostratus (copperband butterflyfish), 3298 nucleotides. It is a transcript of the gene nek5, whose product is annotated as serine/threonine-protein kinase Nek5. Gene Ontology annotation, molecular function: protein kinase activity; ATP binding. The record is from RefSeq and is a predicted model, not a curated record. The transcript is spliced from 24 exons. The coding region runs from base 124 to 2595 and encodes 823 amino acids. Lineage: Eukaryota; Metazoa; Chordata; Actinopteri; Chaetodontiformes; Chaetodontidae. Gene Ontology annotation, biological process: protein phosphorylation.